GAACGGUCGAAACAGCAACGCAGACGGAUGCAAGACCUGUUAUUGCGCGCGACUUGGCAGUACCAACUUCUCCGGAAGCCUAUUUUAUCACAGAUGGAUCGAACGAAAUUUUUUCCCGUAAAGUCUUCAUUGGCGGCCUUCCGAUCGACAUGCCGGAAGCUCAGUUGCACUUUUUGCGUUUUGACAACAGUAUAUUCUCGAAGUCGUGGACGCACUGGAGGAAGGGCGAGGAGGGGGACGACUACGCAAUUCCGAACCUGGAUAGUUAAACAGCGAAACGAGCGAGCGUCAUUAGCAUCUCGAGACUUCUUUUGUGCAUUUCUGCUGUCGAAGUUGGACGACAGAAUCUUCUCCUCAUACAUUUUCUUUUAGAA
Molecule: messenger RNA, 374 nt
Organism: Gongylonema pulchrum
Lineage: Eukaryota; Metazoa; Nematoda; Chromadorea; Rhabditida; Gongylonematidae
Source: the annotation of a GenBank genome assembly